This is a messenger RNA of Neurospora tetraspora, 1257 nucleotides long. RefSeq lists its product as uncharacterized. Bases 1 to 1257 code for a protein of 418 amino acids. Lineage: Eukaryota; Fungi; Ascomycota; Sordariomycetes; Sordariales; Sordariaceae. The transcript has 4 exons. The record is from RefSeq and is a predicted model, not a curated record.
AUGGCACGCCAACGAGCUGCCCGUUUGUGGGCAUGUCUCGCCCUAGUGGCCUCGCUUUGCGGAAACGCAUUGGCCGUGGGCCCGUCCCAUGAUGUUGCCUACUGCGCCACCGUCAACACGGCUGACAUGGACUCGAAGGACAGCGACUUCCAGUCCAUGGGUUUGUGCUACCAAACCUGUGCUGGUGCCCAGGAAGAGUACGCCUUUGCUGUGGUUUGGGGCAAAUCCUGCUGGUGCUCCAACACACAGCCAAACACAGCCAACACCGUAUCGACUAACCAAUGCGAAAAUCCUUGCCCCGGAUAUCCUUCAGAUUGGUGUGGAGGCGAUUCCCUCUACGGAUAUCUCAAGAUCACGGGCGUCAAGCCGUCCAGCACGGCGGCGCCAGCGUCAAUCAGCACCACCACCCAACAAACCACCAAGACGACCACAUCCGCGACUAAGCCCACGACUACGGCUGUGGUGAUCAUCAAGACUGAGACUGAGCAGACCACUGCAAUCAAGACUGUGCAGAGCACGGUUCGAGAAACAGUGACUGUGAUUCCCUCGGUGAAGUCUUCGGUGGCCUCCUCAACUGGGGUUUCUUCUUCCACCACCCUUGUUACUUCUGUAUGGUUUUUCGCACCUUCUUUCAUCCGUUCUCGUCAGACCAUGCAUUCAACCGUAGCUUCCUGGGUGCAUACGACACAAACUACCAAUGGCCCCGUUACAACAGAUCCGACGCAGCCAACCACCCAAACCGUUACCGUUGGCGGAACAGUACGAACCGUGGUCGUCACACCAACCCCAACAGCCACCAGCGGAGGUCAACUUGCCGAACCCGAACCCAAUGGAAAGAAGCCACUCGGUAUAGGAGCAGCCGUCGGAAUUGCCAUCGGUGUCGCCGCUGCUCUGGGAAUUAUCGGCGUAUUGCUCUGGAUCUGGUACAUGAGGCGCAGGAAGCAGAACGAAGAGAGCGGCUCUUCAUUCAGCUCGCCACGCGGAAGCUCUUCGGGAAUGAAGGGCGCCACAGUUACCGAAACUCGCUUUGCGCCCGACCUGGUAGCAUGGGGGGAUGGACCGGGGUCCAAGAGGAGGAGCACUUUGAUGCCAGUCGACCCACGCUUGAACCCAUACGGCAACGCUCUGUUCAACGGCCGAAACAAGAGCCGUGAGAGUAUCACAUCAUUCCAGGACAACCAAGACUACUCGAGACGGGUUGUCGGUCAGCCGCGGGUACUGAGAGCCGUAAACCCGGAUCCAAUCAACGAGGAUUGA